This is a messenger RNA of Rhipicephalus sanguineus (brown dog tick), 974 nucleotides long. RefSeq lists its product as uncharacterized. The transcript has 7 exons. NCBI's taxonomy places the organism in Eukaryota, Metazoa, Arthropoda, Arachnida, Ixodida, Ixodidae. The coding region runs from base 63 to 974 and encodes 303 amino acids. The record is from RefSeq and is a predicted model, not a curated record.
GCCAGAUAAUUUGAGUCGGUCUUUGAAGAAGGUCUGCCGGCGCUAUUCCAUCGGAGUACACUAUGCCGCUAGCAAUACUGUUUGCCCUGGUACUCGCCUGUACUUCCACUGCCACGAGAGCGGCCACCACCUGCGACCUGGCCAAGGUUCGUGCUUGCUACGAGGACAUCAUGGACAGCGUGCCGCUGUUUUUUGCCUCCCGCGCUCAAGGCGGUGAUGCAGCGGCCACCUUCUGCAGCCACUACUGGGAGUUCUCGUCGUGUUCCAGCAAAGCGGAGACCAAGGCCUGCCGAGGGGAGGAGUUAGUCGAUCGGUUGGAGCGCUUCUACCGCGAAGUGAGCGCCGAGCUGUGCGACGACCCACAUCGUCGGUUGCUCAAGAGUUUCGUGGUGGACGGUGACUGCAGCCCCCUGGACGUGAUCAGACAGUGCAUGGCACAACCUCUAGAGGAGUUCUCGAGCACAGGAAGCACGGCACCUGCUUGCAGUGCCUUAGAGCGGCAGCUGGUGCGGUGCUUGUCGGAGCCGGCCAGCGUGUGUAAUGGACCCGUAGAGCGGACCGCACUUGCCACUCGCUCAAUCGCCGCCUUCCUGCGUUGGCACGGAUGCCAGAACGGAGCUGGGGUGCAGCACAUGACUAGUCCUCGACCGGUGGAUCCUUUCCUUGAGGAGUGUCCCUUCCAGCUCCACGAAAUGUGCUUUACGCAGACCUUGGACGUGGUGAGGGCCUCGCUGCUAUUCUACGGGCGACCCAACAGGAACCUGUCUCGCUUCUACGAAGAACUGUGCGGGACAGAGCCAGCUCCGUGCCGACCAGAGGACAGCCAGGACAAGUGCACGCCUGAGCAGACCGGCACAAUGCACCGCUUCCAUCUGGCCACGGCGGCAAUGCAGCAAACCCUGUGCGCCGCACCACCCGCCCUGCUGGCCAGUAAGUCGCUAGCAAAAUUCCGUCCCUCAUGCAUCACGAACUAA